This is a messenger RNA of Fraxinus pennsylvanica, 1008 nucleotides long. Lineage: Eukaryota; Viridiplantae; Streptophyta; Magnoliopsida; Lamiales; Oleaceae. The record is from the annotation of a GenBank genome assembly.
AUGGCACUGGCCAAGGACCCUAUGCCUAAUGAUCCAACUUUGGGUUCAGUUCAAGCCACUGCAUAUUAUGGAAAUAAUUUUGGAGGAUCAUCAUUUCAUGCUUCCAUGGAUCCUUCUGCCGAGCUAUAUAGAAUGGAUGAGCCCCAGAAAAUGGAGUUCCAAGAGGGCGAAAAAGCAGCCGUUUUUGCACAGAAUUUCACUAUGAGCAAUUCUUCUUCAGUAUCCAGUCCUAGCAGCUCGAAUUCUAAUGGAUUAGGGUACCAGGUAACACCAUAUCUGUCUGAAGAAAGUCACACCGUAAUUAGCUUCAAACCUGAGUAUGGUAAUUUCAUGCAAACCGGUGGAUCAUUGCUUAUUUUUGGGCAAAGCAAAGGCUUGAAAAUGAGUAACCAACAAGAUGAUUAUUCAGUCUGGGAAGACCAUUUGCACGGUAAUAAUCAGUAUCAGCUGAAUCCCAAGUGCAGCACCACCACUCACAGUCUAUUGGAAACAUCCAACAGCCUAAAUGCCAGCGAUUACGGCUCUCCGGGAAGUGGAGGGAAAUUUUGGUGGCUAAAUUCUGAGGCCAAUACACAUACUAAUGGCAUUCAAGAGAAUACUAGACAAGAAACAGGCUCGAGUAAACGCCCAAUUACGGGAGAGAAUUCGCAGGCUCAUAAGAAGCAAUGCACUGAUGCUUCAAGUGUUGGUUCAAAGAAUAAACCCAAACCAAAGUCAACACCUGCGAAGGAUCCACAAAGUAUUGCAGCAAAGAAUCGAAGAGAGAGGAUCAGCGAGCGGCUUAAGAUACUCCAAGAUCUUGUCCCCAAUGGCUCCAAGGUCGAUUUGGUUACUAUGCUGGAAAAAGCAAUCAGCUAUGUCAAGUUUCUCCAAUUGCAAGUGAAGGUAUUGGCAACUGAUGAAUUUUGGCCUGCGCAAGGUGGAAAAGCUCCUGAGCUCUCUCAGGUUAAAGAAGCCAUUGAUGCCAUACUCGCGUCUCAAAUAGACAGGAAUUCAAGCUCAAAAUGA